GGCUCCGUGGGUCGAUGUCAAUGUGUCUGUCCUUCACUCCUCCAUUGUCUGCCGCCGCCACUGCCGCGGGUGCCACCGCCGCUGUCGGGAUCGCCGCAGCCUACAGCCUCGCGCGUCGCCGCUACCUCCUCGGACAGAAAUUUUAUGAAUAAGCAUCAGAAGCCAGUGCUAACAGGCCAGCGGUUCAAAACUCGGAAAAGGGAUGAAAAAGAGAAAUUCGAACCCACAGUCUUCAGGGAUACACUCGUCCAGGGGCUUAAUGAAGCUGGUGAUGACCUUGAAGCUGUAGCCAAGUUUCUGGAUUCCACGGGCUCAAGAUUAGAUUAUCGUCGCUAUGCAGACACCCUCUUCGAUAUCCUGGUGGCCGGCAGUAUGCUUGCCCCUGGAGGAACACGCAUAGAUGACGGUGACAAGACUAAGAUGACCAACCACUGUGUGUUUUCAGCAAACGAAGAUCAUGAAACCAUCCGGAAUUAUGCUCAGGUCUUCAAUAAACUCAUCAGGAGAUAUAAGUAUUUGGAAAAAGCAUUUGAAGAUGAAAUGAAGAAGCUUCUCCUCUUCCUUAAAGCCUUUUCCGAAACAGAGCAGACAAAGUUGGCAAUGCUGUCAGGGAUCCUGCUGGGCAACGGCACCCUGCCCGCCACCAUCCUCACCAGCCUGUUCACCGACAGCUUAGUCAAAGAAGGCAUUGCAGCCUCAUUUGCAGUCAAGCUUUUCAAAGCAUGGAUGGCAGAAAAAGAUGCCAACUCUGUUACCUCCUCUUUGAGAAAAGCCAACUUAGAUAAGAGGCUGCUUGAACUCUUUCCAGUUAACAGGCAGAGCGUGGAUCAUUUUGCUAAAUACUUUACUGACGCAGGCCUGAAGGAGCUUUCCGACUUCCUCCGAGUCCAGCAGUCCCUGGGCACCAGGAAGGAACUACAGAAGGAGCUCCAGGAGCGUCUUUCUCAGGAAUGCCCAAUCAAGGAGGUGGUGCUGUAUGUCAAAGAAGAAAUGAAGAGGAACGAUCUUCCGGAAACGGCCGUGAUCGGACUGCUGUGGACCUGCAUAAUGAAUGCUGUGGAGUGGAACAAGAAGGAAGAACUCGUCGCAGAGCAGGCCCUUAAGCACCUGAAGCAAUAUGCUCCACUCCUGGCUGUGUUCAGCUCCCAAGGCCAGUCAGAGCUGAUCCUCCUCCAGAAGGUUCAAGAAUACUGUUACGACAACAUCCAUUUCAUGAAAGCUUUUCAGAAGAUCGUGGUUCUCUUUUAUAAAGCUGAUGUGCUGAGUGAAGAAGCAAUAUUGAAAUGGUACAAGGAAGCACACGUUGCCAAAGGCAAAAGUGUUUUUCUUGACCAGAUGAAGAAAUUCGUUGAGUGGCUACAAAACGCAGAAGAAGAAUCUGAAUCAGAAGGUGAAGAAAACUAGAAGGUUCAAGAAGCACAAUAGGCUACCACACAGCACUUACUGGGAACGCUGAACCUUUUGAGAAGAGAAAACUUGGCUUCCGUUUUCACAAAGGAAAAAAAAUAGGAUAGGCUUCCCUCGUGCAAAGGGGGAAAUGGUUUUUGUUUUCAUUUUGUUUUUAAUGGAGCCCUGAGGCAUCAGCUAUUCUACUUGGGACUCUACCUCUCACUCACUAUAUGCUAACUUAAAGCCAUUCAACAAGGAGUCAAGUAGGUAUCGGAAAUUCAAUACUCAACAGACUCCUCUUUUUUAGCUGUAUUUUUCAGGUACUGUGUUGGUGAACGCCCCACUGGUGUCUAUUACAGGGCCACUUUGGUAGUUGUGUAUCUGCUCGUGUAUGUGAUUUGACAAACCAGUUUUUUAAAAUAAAUGGCUUUUUAAAAAUCUG
Messenger RNA from Suricata suricatta (meerkat), 1831 nucleotides. It is a transcript of the gene BZW2, whose product is annotated as basic leucine zipper and W2 domains 2. Gene Ontology annotation, molecular function: protein binding. The coding region runs from base 145 to 1404 and encodes 419 amino acids. Lineage: Eukaryota; Metazoa; Chordata; Mammalia; Carnivora; Herpestidae. The record is from RefSeq and is a predicted model, not a curated record. Gene Ontology annotation, cellular component: membrane; cytoplasm. The transcript has 12 exons.